AAAAUGGCGGCGCCCAUGCGCUUGGAGGCGUAACGUCGGUUAAAUCACAAAAACGCUUCUUAUUGGACAUGUAGUGCACUGUGUAGAGUGUGGAAACCGUUAUUCCAUUCCCUGUGUAGUGCACAUGUAGGGAUUAGGGGUAUAUUUCGGCUACAGCCGGGUUUUAGGAGUCAGUUGAGGCGAAGACGCUGCUGAGUCGCUCUUUGGACGAGUUUUCCACGAUGGAUAAAGACGAUCGCAUCCACCCAAAAGACUUCCCCGAGCUGAAAAAUGACACGUUUUUGCGAGCAGCCCGAGGUGAAGAGGUCGGACACGUUCCGGUGUGGUGCAUGCGGCAAGCGGGACGUUACCUGCCAGAGUUCAGAGAAUUCAGAGCAGGGAGAGACUUUUUUGAGACGUGCCGCUCUCCAGAAGACUGCUGUGAGCUCACGCUGCAGCCGCUGAGACGAUUCCCGUUCGACGCUGCGAUCAUCUUCUCAGACAUCCUGGUGGUGCCGCAGGCUCUGGGUAUGGAUGUGCAGAUGGUAGCAGGAAAAGGUCCAACAUUCCCAGAACCUCUGAAGGAUCCGGAUGAUCUGAAGAGACUUCGGUCCAAAGUGGAUGUAGAGCCCGAGCUGGGUUAUGUGUUCAGGGCCAUCACGCUGACGAGGCACAAACUGGAAGGCAAAGUUCCUCUCAUCGGCUUCAGCGGAGCUCCGUGGACUCUGAUGUCCUACAUGAUCGAAGGCGGCGGCUCCACCACGCACUCGAAAGCAAAGCGCUGGUUAUACAGACACCCCGAGGCCAGUCACUCCCUCCUCAAACGCCUCACUGACGUCAUUGUGGAGUACCUGCUGGGCCAGGUCAAAGCUGGCGCUCAGGCCCUGCAGGUGUUUGAAUCCCAUGCUGGCUGUCUUGGCCCGGUGGAAUUUGAAGCGUUCGCUCUGCCGUACCUCAGGGACAUCGCACGCAGAGUAAAGGACAGGCUCAAGGAGACAGGACUGGAUAACGUCCCCAUGAUUGUGUUUGCGAAGGACGGACAUUACGCUCUGGAAGACCUCUCCCAGACCUGCUAUGAGGUGGUGGGCUUGGAUUGGACCAUUGACCCCCAUGUGGCACGGCAGAGGACUGGAGGCAAAGUCAGUCUGCAAGGGAACAUGGACCCCUGUGCACUGUAUGCUACGAAGGAGCGCAUUUCUGACAUUGUAAAGACAAUGGUGGAGGCGUUCGGCACCAGGGGUUACAUCGCCAACCUCGGCCACGGUUUGUACCCUGACAUGGAUCCUGAGAGUGUGGGUGCGUUUGUGGAGGCCGUGCACACACACUCCCGCCGACUGAUCAACCACAAAUAAGAUGCUCCACUCCAUCUGAGCAGAGACAGAAAUAGACAUCAGAACUACACACACGCACAGCUAUUCUGGACCUGGGUUUUUUUUUUUUUUGAAGUUAUUGAUUUGAUCAGGAGUGAUGUGUGAUGACUGACUGUCAAGGUUCGGAUUUUAGUGUGUUGUAGAAUUUUAGUGACCAAUAUGUGAUUUACAAUCAAGUCUGAACCAAAAAAAAAGGUAAAAAUGAAGUUUUUAUUCAUGUAGGGUGAUUAAUUAAUUAAGAUGCUUUUCUGUUCAACCAAAUAAAGAGAGAACUUCAUAGAAAUGUACUUAUUUAUUUGAUGGAUCAGAAGCAAACCCAAGCACAAAGGCUUAAAGAAACAGUGCUGUGGAAAAUACACUUACACUACCAUAACUCACACAGCAUCCCCGGUUACCACAAACGUCAUUGAUCAGUCGAGCCGGUUCACAGUGUGUUUGGAUUAAAGCCUGUGGUUCGGGACACAGUGGGUUUCUUUAAAUCUACUCCAUAAACAUGAACAAAAUCUUUUGUGCUGUUUGUUAGUAGUCUGCCCCCUGAGGCCCCGCCCUCUCAAUGUGGAAUAAAAAGAAAAAGUGAUGUUGAUGUGCAUGAUGAUAAUGUUCUGCUUUGAGCUUAAAUGUAUAUAUAUAAAAUAUUAUAUAAUUAUUUUGGAUCUCAAACACUUGACCACUGGACAACAAAAAUUGUGUCUUUUAUUUACCUAAGAUAGAUGGGUUUUUAUCCAGCACUUGUUUUUAAAUUUGCUUUUUAAAAAAAUAACGUGGGAUUAUUUACUAACACAUUUUACACUCAUCGGGAGUUUUGCUUUUAGGUUCUCUCUCAUAUAUAUAUAUAUAUAUUUAUUAUGCGUGCGCACACUAUUUGGACAAGACUGUUAUUGGGAAAUUUGCCACUCAUUUUUCAUUUGAGUUCCAUCCGGGACAUGGAGAACCAAAAACGUGACACAAAUCUCUAUCUGUCACUUGUGAGGAACUCGAUGAGAGUUGUUUUGAUAAAUUUGGGGACUUUUUGUUCAUGAAUGUGUCAAUAUAAUAAAAAGAAAAAUCACA
Messenger RNA from Neoarius graeffei (lesser salmon catfish), 2399 nucleotides. RefSeq names its product uroporphyrinogen decarboxylase (gene urod). Gene Ontology annotation, molecular function: uroporphyrinogen decarboxylase activity. Bases 222 to 1331 code for a protein of 369 amino acids. NCBI's taxonomy places the organism in Eukaryota, Metazoa, Chordata, Actinopteri, Siluriformes, Ariidae. The transcript has 10 exons. Gene Ontology annotation, cellular component: cytosol. Gene Ontology annotation, biological process: heme biosynthetic process. The record is from RefSeq and is a predicted model, not a curated record.